AUGGCCACCGCUGCAAAGAAGCUCGACGUGUUCUCGACCACAAGCGACUACUCUAAGACCUAUGUAUUUCAUGAAGAAGACCAUACACUCGGAAACGCUUUGCGUUACGUUUUAAUGCGCAACCCUGACGUGGAUUUUUGCGGCUACACGAUUCCGCACCCUUCAGAGCCUAAGAUGCACAUUCGUUUGCAGUCCCGUCAAGGUGCACCUGCAGAUGAAGCGCUGCGUUCAGGUCUGACAGACCUUCGCAAAGUAUCGACACAGAUUGGAGACGCUUACCGGAAAGAGCUCAAAGCAUUCAAGCGGAAGACUCGCAAGAAUUAG
Molecule: messenger RNA, 324 nt
Organism: Peronospora farinosa
Lineage: Eukaryota; Oomycota; Peronosporomycetes; Peronosporales; Peronosporaceae
Source: the annotation of a GenBank genome assembly